Candidula unifasciata is the source of this 2245-nucleotide messenger RNA. Lineage: Eukaryota; Metazoa; Mollusca; Gastropoda; Stylommatophora; Geomitridae. The record is from the annotation of a GenBank genome assembly.
AUGUUGUGGAAGUGGCUGGACAUCAAGGUGGUCUCAUCUGACAUUAGGAGAACAUUACUGCAAUGAAUGUUUUGAACAUUUCUACAGAAGUCACAAAGAGGGCUAUAAAGACUAUGACCUGUGGAAAAGAGAAUGGUCACAAAAAGCAAGAACAGAGCCAGGUGUGGCAGCUUUCAUGGUGGAACAAAUCAUGCCAUACUGGGUCCAGUGCAGAGCUGUGGGUUGUGGCAGAUGGAGACAGCUCUCUCGGGGUUCGAAUCUGACACCAGAAUUUAUUGACACAUUUGUGUGUGGCAGAACCUCUUUGCAGAGUUCUGUGAAGAAAGAAAAACAAGACGCUUGUACUAUACCAGAAGAUGAGCGGGUUCACUACGUCCGAAGUCCAUUAUGGCUGAUACAGAACAAAUACCCUCCAUUCUUGAAAAAGUCUCCAGCUGCACCAUUUCUUAGUAGCUAUUAUCCAGAUGGUGUAGGUUUGAGUCCUACAGAGGAGCCUGAAGAAUUAUCAAAGGAAGAAAAAAAAAAGCUCUGUCCAUAUGUAGUCCCAUUUCGCAAAGGUGACAGGCCACUGCAUGCUUUCAGCAUGAUGCCAGACAUGAUGUUAGAUAAGGAGAUCGACAUGUUCCCUCUCAUCGCUCAGGAAUGUCCGCACUUAUAUCUGGCAAUAAGGAAUCUGAUCCUGGCACUGUGGAUGCUAAAUCCAAAGGAAUGGGUCUCAAAAGAGAAAUGCAUGAGGCAUAUAAUCUGCCGGGGCCUAACGCGGGUCAGCUGUAUAGAAUUCCUGCCACAGAUCUUGUCUUUCCUCACAUACCACAACUUCAUUAACCAGGGAUUGGUGGCUCCACCUUGUUCACUCCAUUGUGAUACUCAGGUGAGUACAGAAUCUGUUAUUGUGAUUGGUGCUGGUGCCAGCGGGUUGGCAGCGGCUCACCUUCUACAUUCACAUGGCAUCAAGGUCACUGUGCUGGAAGCUAAGAAGAAGCCGGGUGGGCGUGUCUGGGACCACACCUGUGAUAUUGAGGUGCUGUCUGCCAGUGGGUAUCUCAUCAAGGGCUGUGUUAAUAAUCCACUAGCUCUCAUAGCUUAUCAGGCAGGCAUUGAUGUGGAAGAGUCAUCAAACACAGUCCUGUUUAACCAGCUUGGGGAGGUUGUUGAUGAGAAGGUAGAGAGCAGGAUUCACUUCCACUUCAACGCCAUCCUGGACAUUGUGUCUGAGUGGCGGAAGAAUAAAACACCACAAGAAGAUCUACCUUUAAUUUGCAAAUUUAAAGAAUUCCACGAAGAAUUUCUCAGGGAAACACAGGGAUAUUUCUCACAAGAGGAGGAGCAGAUAAUGAACUUUCACCUCGGCAGCCUGGAGUAUGCAAAUGGCUGUAACCUAAGCCAGUUGUCUUCUCUCCACUGGGACCAGAAUGAUGAUAUGCCACACUUUAACGGAGGUCAGAUCUCAGUACCGCAGGGUUUUGGUUCCAUUCUCUCCAAGCUUGCAGAAGAUCUUGAUAUAAGAUAUGGCUACGAGGUGACGGACAUUGAUUACAGAGGCCCACAAGUCGGGGUGAAAGCGAAUGAUGAGUUUUUAACAGCAGAUAAGGUGAUAGUUACUCUACCUCUGGCUGUGUUGAAGACAAGUAGCGUUAUGUUUUACCCAGCUUUGCCAGAAGCCAAAAUGAAAGCUAUUAAUUCCCUGGGAGCUGGCAGUGUGGAAAAGGUUGUCCUGCAGUUUCAUGAGAGAUUUUGGUCACAUAAAGUCAAGCCUGGACAGACAUUCGGGUAUUUACCAGCAACAGAGUCUCAGCGAGGACUGUACAAUAUUUUUUACCCUGGGUACUGUGCAGAGACACAGAGACACACACUCAGCACAUACCUUGUUGGCAAGACUCUUGCAAAGAUCGUGGAAAAUCCAGACGAAGACAUUUUCGCGGAUGAAGAAGAAGUCCAGGAUGAGGACAUUGUCCAGGAUAUCAUGCAAGUCUUGCGCGUAAUCUUUCCGCAAGAGCACAUACCAAAACCUGAAUGGACUCAUUUAUUCAUGACCCACUUUGGCCAAGAUUCACAUAUCGGGAUGGCUUAUACAUACGUACCAGUCGGAGCAGAUAGCUCAGCUUCUGAUGCUCUAGCCCAGGAUGUUGAGGAGAAGGUUUUCUUUGCUGGAGAGGCAACAAAUCGUCAGUUUCCACAAACCAUUACAGGAGCUUACUUGAGUGGUGUGAGAGAAGCUCGGAAAAUUAUUGAUUUACUUUCAUAG